Molecule: messenger RNA, 1054 nt
Organism: Xiphias gladius (swordfish)
Lineage: Eukaryota; Metazoa; Chordata; Actinopteri; Istiophoriformes; Xiphiidae
Product: ceramide-1-phosphate transfer protein-like
Exons: 7
Coding region: 1-936 (311 amino acids)
Biological process (GO): ceramide transport; intermembrane lipid transfer
Cellular component (GO): cytoplasm; cytosol; membrane
Molecular function (GO): ceramide 1-phosphate binding; ceramide 1-phosphate transfer activity
Source: RefSeq, a predicted model, not a curated record
AUGGUCUUCUUCAGACGGACGAUGCUGCUUCGUUACCUGCUGCUGUCGGCCAUAUUGGCUCUGCUCUUCUUCAUCAGCUCCUUCUGGCUACCUCAGGCUGGAGUGUCAGACUGUGGCACCGCCUGGCAGCCAUGUUUGAGUUUUUACCGCCAAACGCCGGAACCUCCAUUGGUGCCUGAGGGGUGGGUGGAGCCUAAUGGACCCCCGCCCCUCAUAAAGGAGUGUCCUGGCCAGUCGUUUCAGGCCUGGCGUCUGCUGCAAUAUUUAAAGUCCAGCCUGUCAGAAGAUGACGAUAUCCUGCUGGAGCCGUACCUGCAGAGCUGGGAUCAGCUCCUCAGGUUCAUGGAGUCGCUCGGGACGAUGGUCAGUUUCUUCUCUCUGAAGGUGAACGAAAAGGUUGUAGUGAUACGAGAUCUGUCACUGAAACACAGUGCAGAGGCUCAUGGGGAACAUGGUCCAGCUGACCACACUGGACUACAAACCCCAGCAUCAUUCGGACUCAAGAACGGGGCAUAUCGUUCGGUUCGAUCCAUGGUGGAGGCCGAGCUAAAAGCGGGCGUGGUCGACUUCUCCCGUCGCACAGAUUCGGGCUGCAGGACGCUGCUGAGGCUCCAUCGAUCGCUUCUGUGGUUGAAGCUGAUGCUGGAGGGUUUGGCUGAAGGACCGGAUGCAGACGGACAAUACAAAACACCCGGUGAGCUGAGCAGGGACGCCUACAAGGUGGCGUUGGCCCCCCACCACCACUGGGUGCUCCGUCAGGCCGCCGAGUUCGUCUUCCUUGCCCUCCCGGACAGACAGUACUUCCUGCAGCUGGUGUGUGUCCAGAGCCAGCGCGAGGCUGCGCCCGUCCUGCGCGUCAUCAUCCGCGCCCUGACGCUGGUGCACACGCGAACCCAGCAAAUACUGGCCGAACACAACAUGCUGGAGCUGCCCUGACCGCCAGACCUCAGCACCCUGAAGAUUCAAAAUGCUCCCCGCACACUCCGCAAACACGCUGCGGUUCAUCCACGUGACUCCAUGCGUGUUUGAUCAAGCUGCCCCGUACCCUGUACCA